This is a messenger RNA of Sinocyclocheilus anshuiensis, 14913 nucleotides long. It is a transcript of the gene ryr2b, whose product is annotated as ryanodine receptor 2b (cardiac). Gene Ontology annotation, cellular component: smooth endoplasmic reticulum; calcium channel complex; sarcoplasmic reticulum membrane. The transcript is spliced from 103 exons. NCBI's taxonomy places the organism in Eukaryota, Metazoa, Chordata, Actinopteri, Cypriniformes, Cyprinidae. The record is from RefSeq and is a predicted model, not a curated record. Gene Ontology annotation, biological process: striated muscle contraction; release of sequestered calcium ion into cytosol by sarcoplasmic reticulum; intracellular calcium ion homeostasis. Bases 1 to 14772 code for a protein of 4923 amino acids. Gene Ontology annotation, molecular function: calcium ion binding; protein binding; ryanodine-sensitive calcium-release channel activity.
AUGGAUAUAGGAGAAGCGGAAGAUGAAAUACAGUUUCUGCGAACUAGGGAUGAGCUGGUAUUGAGGUGUUGCUCAUCAGGCCCUCAUCAGCAGAAACUGUGUUUAGCUGCAGAAGGUUUCGGUGACCGGCUGUGUUAUCUUGAGUCCACCUCCAACUCAAAGAAUGUUCCCGCAGACCUUUCUGUGUGUGUGUUUGUGCUUGACCAGUGUCUGUCUGUCCGAGCGCUGCAGGAGAUGCUGGCCAACCAUGAAGAUCAGUAUGCAGGGGUGGGUAAUGUAGUCAAAGGUGUACGUAUUCAUGUUUCACGUGAGGCAGCUGGGCGUCGUACUCUGCUCUAUGGCCAGGCGGUUCUCUUUCGACAUGUCUACAGCGACAUGUAUCUCUGCUGUCUGUCCACAUCAGGCCUCUCCUCUGACAAGCUGGCUUUUGAUGUUGGUUUGCAGGAGGACACAAAGGGUGAGGUGUGUUGGUGGACGGUUCACCCUGCCUCUAAACAGAGGUCCGAGGGUGAGAAAGUCAGAGUGGGUGAUGAUCUAAUCUUAGUUAGUGUUUCCUCUGAGAGAUACCUACAUGUGUCGUGGAGUAAUCGUGAAGGUAAUGACAAUGGCAUUGGCCGGGUGGAUGCUGCUUUCCAGCAGACAUUGUGGAGUGUGGCUCUUGUUUCUACUCAGACUGCAGAGACGCAGGGUCAUGUGAGAGGAGGGGAUACUGUGCGUCUGCUACAUGGACACACAGAUGAAUGUUUGACCAUUCCUGCAGCAGAACACAGACGGGAGGAACGCAGAUCUGUACAUUUUGAGGGGGGCUCGGUAUCUCUUCAUGCUCGAUCUUUAUGGAGGCUUGAAACGUUACAUGUUGCGUGGAGUGGCAGCCACACACACUGGGGUCAGCCUUUCCGUCUUCGCCACCUUUCCACCGGCUUAUACCUGGGACUGACUCAGGAUCGGGGACUACAGCUGGUGGAGAGAGAAAGAGCUGAUGUUAAAUGCACUGCGUUCUGUCUCCGUGCAUCAAAGGAAGAGAGCCAGGAGAGCUCACACUUUAAGAGGAGAGAUUGCAUGGGUGCACCUGAGAUCAAAUAUGGAGACUCUCUCUGCUUCAUUCAGCACUUUGACACAGGGCUUUGGCUCACAUAUCAGACCACUGACUCCAAGAGACAGAAGGAAAGUGUGCCACAGAGACAGGCUGUUUUGCAAGCAGAAGGUCACAUGGAUGAUGGAAUCACCCUCUCUCGCUCUCAGAGGGAGGAGUCAGAAGCUGCUUGUUUAAUUCGAAGCUCCGCCCUUCUCUUCUCAAAAUUCAUUAGGGGAUUAGAUGAUGUCAGCCAAAAGGAAAACAUCACGAAUUUGGAUCUUCCAAUUGAGAUGGUCCAUCUGACCCUCCAGGAUUUGCUUGGUUAUUUUCAAUAUCCUGAAAUGGGGCAGGAUCAUGAGGUCAGACAGGGAGAUAUUAGAGCACUGAAAAAAAGACAAAAUCUUUUCCAAGAUGAGGGUAUAAUCACUCUGGUGCUGGACUGCAUCGAUCACUUGCAUGUGUACAACAGUGCCACUCAUUUUGCAGAGGCUGCUUGGAAAGAGGCAGGAGAGUCUUGGGAAAUUAUCUUGAACUCUUUUUAUGAGCUACUAGCUGCCCUUAUCAGGGGUAAUCGGAAUAACUGUGCCCACUUUUCUGGUUCCUUGGACUGGCUGGUCAGCAGACUGGAGAGGCUGGAGGCUUCCUCUGGAAUAUUGGAAGUGUUACACUGUGUUUUAGUAGAAAGUCCUGAAGCUUUGAACGUUAUUAAGGAAAGUCACAUAAAAUCUAUAAUCUCACUUCUGGACAAACAUGGAAGGAACCAUAAGACCUUGGAUGUGUUGUGUUCACUCUGUGUGUGUCAUGGCAUGGCCGUCCGCUCUAAUCAGCAUUUGAUUUGUGACACACUGCUGCCAGAAAGAGACCUGCUGCUACAAACAAGACUGGUUAACCAAGUUUUCAGUGUGCGUCCAAACAUCUUUCUGUGUGCAAAAGAUGACUGUGCCCAAUACAAGAAGUGGUAUUAUGAGGUUGUAGUUGAGAAGGCAGAGCCUUUUGUGACAGCAGAGCCUACUCAUCUGCGAGUCGGUUGGGCCAGCACUGAAGGGUACCGUCCCUCCACCACAGGGGGUCACAGCUGGGGGUCAAACGGUGUAGGAGAUGACCUCUGCUCUUACGGCUUUGAUGGACUCCAGCUCUGGACAGGAGGUGUAGGUCAGAGGGUCACCUCACCCAAUCAGCACUUGCUAAGGGAGGAUGAUGUCAUUAGUUGCUGUCUUGACCUUAGUGCAAUCUGCAUCUCUUUCCGGGUCAAUGGACAGCCAGUUCAAGGCAUGCUGGAGGACUUCAGUGUGGAUGGGCUGCUGUUUCCAGUCGUCAGCUUCUCAGCUGGAGUGCAGGUGCGUGUGCUGUUUGGAGGUCGACAGGGGGAGUUUAGGUUUCUUCCUCCAGCUGGUUUCUCUCCAUGUGCUGAAGCUCUCCUCCCAAAAACCCGCUGCAAGCUGGGACUGUUUCACAAACUCACACGAAAUCACACCGAAAGCCAGCGUGACCUCUUAGGCCCUGUGGUACCUAUAAGCCCAGUGACCUUUAUCCCCAUUCCAGUGGAUUCCAGUGAGGUUGAAUAUCCUCCACAGCUGGAGCAGAUCAGAGAAAUAUUAGCAGAAAACCUCCAUGAACUCUGGCUUAUUGACAAAAUAGAGCAGGGGUGGACCUACGGACCUGUUAAAGAUGAGAGCAGAAAAAUACACUUGUGUCUAGUUGAGUUUUCCAAACUUCCAGAUCAGGAGCGAAUUCAUAACCUCCAGUCAUCUGAGGAUAUCCUCAGGACUCUUCUGGCUUUUGGUGUCCAUAUUGGACUCUCUGAUGAACAUGCCGAGGAGAAUGUGAAAUAUGUCCGCCUUUCAAAUAAGUAUGAGUUAUGGAAUGGAUAUAAACCAGCCCCGGUGGAUCAGUCCCGUGUCGUGCUAACAGCUGCACAGGAAGAGCUGGUGGACAAACUGGCUGAGAAUGAACACAACAUCUGGGCCAGAGAGCGUAUCAGGCAGGGCUGGAGCUGUGGACCACAGCAGGAUGUAAUGUAUAAGAGAAGUACUCAACUAGUGCCAUUUUCCCUGUUGGACGAGAAGACCAAACAGGCUGGUAGAGAUGCCAUGAAGGACGCACUGGGUACCCUUCUUGGUUUUGGAUAUACUGUGGAACCGCUGGAGCAAGAACAUGCUUCAAGCAGCAAUAUUAAGUCUGUGACUGCAGAGAGAUUUCGGAUUUUCCGUCUGGAGCAGCUCUUCGCAGUGCAUGAUGGAAAAUGGUACUUUGAGUUUGAGGCCAUAACUGAUGGAGAGAUGAGAGUGGGCUGGGCACGACCUGGGUGUAAACCCGACGUGGAUCUUGGGUCAGACAAUCAGGCCUUCGUGUUUGAUGGUUCUAAGGGACAGUGGUGGCAUGGUGGGGCAGAGCGAUUGGGUGGCAGCUGGAAGAGGGGGGAUGUAAUUGGCUGUUUGUUGGACCUGACUACAUGCACUAUGAUGGUUACUCUUAAUGGAGAGCUACUGCUAAACAGUCGUGGUUCUGAAGUGGCUGUAAAAGACUUCAAUAAAUCUGACGGUUUUCUGCCUGUCUGUAGCAUAGGGAUCAACCAGGUGGGUUGUUUAAAUUUGGGUCGUCAGGUUGACUCACUAAAAUACUUCAGUGUUUGUGGCCUACAAGAGGGAUACCAGCCCUUUGGUUUGAACAUGAGCAAAGAGAUACCACUAUGGAUGAGCUGGAGAGAGCCUUUGUUCAUUUCUAUAUCCAAUGACCAUCCUAACAUACAGGUGAUUCGUGUUGAUGGAACAGUUGACAACACUCCAUGUCUGAAAGUAACACAGAAGUCUUUUGGGCAGCAGGAAAGGGGCACAAGCGAUGUUGGAUUUUACCGUCUGAGCAUGCCAAUAGAGUGUGCACAGGUUUUCUCCAGCCCCGGUGAGGUCACUGUGCCCCCCAGCAGCAGUGUGGUGUGCCACCUCAGAGAUCCAGAGGAGGGAGAUGCAAAUUCUGACUUUGAGGUACUGAUGAAAGCUCACAGAUACGCAGGAUCCAGAGAUGAACUCAAUAAUCACAAAGACCACAGUCAGGAAAAGCCAUCUAGACUCAAACAGCGGUUUCUGCUGAAGAAGAAACCAGAGUUAAACACCACCCACUCAUCAGCACGUUUGUUGGAGGAAGUGAUGGCCAUCGAGAAAGAUGAAAACAACCGCCUUGUUCAUUGCACUACGUAUUAUUACUCUGUGAGAAUCCCCUACAGUCAGGAGCCGUUUUAUGUUUGGGUUGGGUGGGUAACCUCUAAGUUCCACCAUCAUGAUUUGCCCUUUGACCUGGACAGCAUUUGUACUGUCACAGUCACUCUUGGGGAUGAAUGGGGCAAAGUUCAAAAGAGUGUCAAGCGUAGCAGCUGUUACAUGGUGUGUGCAGCAGAGGGCAGUAGUUUGUCCCAUAGCCGCAACAGCAGUGGCCUGGAGAUUGGAUGUCUGGUUGACACUGCAACAGGGCUCCUGACAUUCACUGCUAAUGGCAAAGAACUUGCAACAUACUACCAGGUGGAUCCAGGAACCAAGCUCUUCCCUGCUGUAUUUGCUAAAGCCACAAGUUCUAAUGUCUUCCAGUUUGAAUUGGGACGUAUCAAGAAUGUGAUGCCACUAUCAGCGGGAGUUUUUCGGAGUGAAAGAAGAAAUGCAAAACCUCAGUGCCCUCCUAGAUUGUGUGUUCAACACCUAACGCUUAUGCGGUGGACCCGAGUACCUGACCACACUCAGCCUGUGGAAGUGACCCGUCUGGAGGAGAGAUAUGGCUGGAGAGCUCGCUGCACUCAGAUCCGUCAGAUCAUGACCCUGCAUAUACCUGAGGAGAACAGGUGUGUUGACAUUCUGGAACUGUCCGAACUGCAUGAUCUCCUGAAGUUCCAUGAUCACACCCUUCACCUCUACUCAGCCCUUUCAGCUCAUGGAAACACACAUGUAAGCCACGCCCUCUGCAGCCAUGUGGACCAAUCACAACUCUUGUUUGCCUUGCAGUGCUCUAGAAUGCCAGGUCACCUGCGGACAAGUUACUACAACUUCCUCAUCAACACCCACCUCGGUGCCCACGCCAGUGCCAGGCAGGCCAUGACCCACGAAUACAUUGUGCCUAUGACGGAUGCCACGCAGUCUACUAUGCUCUACAAAAACAAUAGGAAGGUGCAGAGAUUCCCAGGAAGUGACUUCAGCACUUCCUUAUGGCCCAGAAUGCGUUUUACGUCACCUUGCUUCAUCAGAGCUAAUAGAAUAGACGUGAUGGAUAGAGAUGAGGGCGGGGCUUUGUGGAGUAACUUGCGACAAAACAGCCCAGAGAUCCCAUUGGAUGUAUUAAAGGAUGUUGUCAUAACAAUGCUGAAGAAGGCAGUGGCAGCAGUAGGGCAGGGUGUGAGGGAUCCUGCAGGGGGAAGCAUAGAGCUCCUUAUGGUUCCUUUGCUCAGUUUACUUCACACUCUCCUGCUGAUGGGUGUGUACCAGGGGACAGAUCUGGAGGCCGUGUUUAGUCUCAUCCUGCCAGCCAGUUACAUGAGAGGAACAUGUAAAACAGAAGAGAUGGAUGAACUGGAAGAAAGUGAUGGAGAAAGAGAGGAAAAGGAGGGUAGAGAUUGGGAGGAUAAUGUCCCUCAGCAAAAUCUUCUUCAGAUGAAGCUUCCAGAAGCUGUCAAAUUACAGGUGUGCCACCUUUUGAAGUACCUGUGUGACUGCCAGGUACGUCAUAGAGUAGAAGCCGUGAUGUCGUUCUCAGGUGACUUCGUAGGUCGUCUUCAAGACAACCAACGCUUUCGAUACAAUGAAGUUAUGGAUGCGCUCAACAUGUCUGCUGCUCUCACGGCAUGCAAAACUAAAGAGUUCCGUUCCCCGCCUCAGGAACAGAUAAACAUGAUGUUGAGCUUCCGGGAAGAGUGUCAAGAAUGUCCUUGUCCAGAGGACGUCCAAGAUUUGAUGUGGGAAUUCCAUCAGGAUCUAAUGAGCCACUGUGGAAUUGAGAUAGACAGUGAUUCAGAGAAUGAGGAUGAGGACAACCAGUCAGUCAGGAAUCACCUCCAAAGCCUAGUGGAUAAAAUAAUUAAUUUAAAGAGGAGAAUGUCUGGUCUGCCUGAAGAGAUUACCUCUCCCUUUCUAGUCUCACUACAGCAGCUGAUAUUAGAGACCAUGCUUCACUGGGCCCAGGAGGGGACGAUAGAAGACCCAGCUCUGGUGCGUGCUGUUUUCAGCCUGCUGCAUCAACAGUAUGCUGGGCUGGGAGGCCAGAUGUCUGCACCACUACAGAAGGCUUACUGUAUCAGCCAGACAUCUGUGGAAGACACUCUUAAUCUACAGUGGGCUCUAGCACGCAUUCGUUCAUUGCUCACAGCCAGGAUGGGCAAAGAGGAGGAGGAACUCAUGAUCAGAGGACUAGGUGACAUUAUGAACAAUAAAGUUUUCUAUCAGCAUCCUAAUCUGAUGAGAGCUCUGGGGAUGCAUGAGACCGUCAUGGAAGUUAUGGUGAAUGUCCUUGGUGCUAGAGAAUCUAAGGAAAUCAUGUUUCCUAAGAUGGUUGCGCACUGCUGUCGUUUCCUUUGUUAUUUCUGUCGAAUCAGUCGGCAUAAUCAGAGGGCCAUGUUUGAUCAUCUCAGCUACCUGCUGGACAACAGUAAUGUUGGACUUGCUUCUCCCUCAAUGAGAGGAUCAACUCCUCUGGAUGUGGUGGCUGCUUCUGUCAUGGACAACAAUGAACUGGCUCUUGCUCUUACAGAGGGAGAUCUAGAGAAAGUGGUGCAGUAUUUGGGAGGCUGUGGUUUGCGUAGUUGUGCUCUGCUGGUCUCCAAAGGAUACCCAGAUAUUGGUUGGAAUCCUGUAGAGGGAGAACGUUACCUGGACUUCCUGCGUUUUGCAGUAUUUUGCAAUGGUGAGAGUGUUGAGGAGAACGCCUAUGUGGUAGUGAGGCUUCUGAUUCGCCGACCUGAAUGCUUUGGCCCCGCCCUUCGCGGGGAGGGGGGAAAUGGUCUUUUAGCAACUAUUGAGGAAGCCAUCAGAAUUUCCCACCUGCAGGAUGGAACCAGUGCAGCCAGUACACACAGUUCCAACCGGACACUUGACACGCUUGAUGAUGAAGAUGAUGAUGUCAUUCACAUGGGACACGCCAUAAUGACCUUCUACUCUGCUCUCAUUGAUCUGUUGGGUCGUUGCGCCCCUGAGACGCAUCUCAUAGAAGCGGGGAAAGGUGAGGCCAUUCGGAUCAGGGCAAUCUUGAGGUCUCUCGUUCCCAGAGAGGAUCUGGAGGGAAUCAUCAAUAUUCCUUUUAGUUUACCACUUGUAAACACAGAUGAUCUAGUGGUGGAGCCUGACAUGUCUCGGAUAUUUUGUCCGGAUCACAAAGCAGCCAUGGUGCUGUUUUUGGACCGGGUUUAUGGAGUUCAGGACCAGCAGUUUUUGCUGCGUCUACUGGAGAAUGGUUUCCUGCUGGACCUGCAAGCGGCUGUUAACAUGGAUGCUAUGGGGUUAGGUGGAACAGAUAUGGCACUGGCCCUUAAUCGAUACAUAUGUGUGGCUGUGCUGCCAUUGCUGAGUAAGUAUUCCUCUCUGCUGUGUGACUCCUCUUCACUGCGGACUGGGCUGGUGGAUGAGCUCCUGCAGGGUGUCUACAGCCUCUCUAAAGCCAGCGGACUGACCAAGGCCCAGAGAGAUGCUAUCCAGGACUGUCUGCUGGCAGUGUGCGGAAAACUGAAUCCCUCCAUGUUGCAGUCUCUGCUGCAGAAUCUUGUGUUUGACGUCCCUCAACUAUCAGAAAACUCCAAGAUGCCACUCAAGCUGUUGACCAAUCAUUAUGAGCAGAGCAGGAAGUACUACUGUCGGAAUGAUGGAUGGUGUGGCUUUGGCUCUGCCUCAGAGGAAGAACUUCGUCUGACCAGAAAGCUGUUUUGGGGGAUAUUCAGUGCUCUUGCCAAAAAAUCUUAUGAUCCAGACCUAUUCAAACUGGCCCUGGGUUGUCUCAGUGCAGUUGCCGGGGCGAUUCCUCCUGACCACCUUGACCCGAGCUGCACAAGAGGACAAGAGAGACACUCAACGAUGGAUUCAGAGAGACGGUUUUGUCCUCGACCCCUGGACACCUCAAAUGUGACAAUCCCAGAGUUGCUUGAGUUUGUGGUGAACAAAUACGCUGAACAUACACAUGAGAAAUGGUCCCUGGAAAAGUUUGGUAACGGUUGGGUUUAUGGAGAACAGUUUUCUGAGAGUGCUAAAGUUCAUCCACUCCUAAAACCUUACAGAGCUCUGUCUGAGAAGGAUAAAGAAGGUUAUCGAGCGGUCAUUAAAGAGACAGUGAAGUGCAUGCUGGUCUUGGGAUGGACUAUUGAGAGGACCAAUGAUGGGGAGUCACAAGGCUUUCACAACCCAGCUCGGAGGAUUUCACAGUCUGGCAAGCUGUCUUUUGAAGGAGCUUCCACAUUCAGUCCAAAGCCUGUGGAUACCAGCAGUGUCACUCUGACCUGGGAUCAGUAUGCCAUGGCAGAGCGGUUGGCUGAGAAUUAUCAUCACAUCUGGGCAGCCAGGAAACUGCAGGAACUGGAGAGUAAAGGAGGGGGCAGUCACCCUCUGCUUGUACCGUACAAUGCUCUGAGCGUUAAAGACAAGAGUCGAGUCAGAGACAAAGCUCAAGAUGUUCUCAAGUUCUUCCACAUCAAUGGGUACUCAGUGAGGAGGAACAGAAAGGUGGCAGAUGCUGAUUCCCCAGCGAUUGUGAGCCGCUUCGCUUACGGCCUGUUACAGCAAGCCCUCUGUCUCACUGAGCAAGCCCAGGAGCAGUUACUAGAGCUGGGGCAGAUUAACAGGGCUGAGAAAGUUCCCCAUGAACAACAAAUUCAUUUCUUUAUUAAGGUUGUAUUGCCACUAUUAGAUCAAUACUUCAAAAAUCACUAUCCCUACUUCCUCUCCACUACGUGUUCACUUAGAGAUGGCUGCCAGUCCACCAAUAAAGAAAAAGAGAUGGCCACAAGUUUAUUCUGUAAGCUCGGAGCUCUAGCCAGACGCAGAAUCUCUCUGUUUGGAAAUGAUGCCCUUGCUUUGGUGAGCUGCCUACAAAUCCUGGCACAGUCCCUGGAUGGAAGGAUGUUAAUGAAAACCACUAACGAAUCCGUCAGGCUGUCGCUGUGGUCGUUCUUUGAAGGCGCGGCAGAAGACCUCGAGCUAACAGUAGAUAAUGUGACCUGGGAUGAGUAUGGCCUGAACCGAGCCCAAGGCAGGGGAGACAGUGAGGUCAUAACGUACACCACCGCCCUGAUCCCAGUGCUCAACGCUCUAUUCCUGCACGACGCCCAGAGGCAGCAUGGAGGGGGACUGAUCGUGGAUGAAGUGCACUCCUGUUGCUACAGGAUCCUCAGCUGUCUAUACAUUCUUGGCACCUGCAGUGGUACAUUCAUUGAGAGGCAGAGGUCGGUCUUGGGGGAGUGUCUGGCUGCUUUAUCUGUAGCCUUUCCUGUGUGUUUCUUGGAGCUGACUGACCUUCAUUCCCUCUUCGACACUAUGAGUAAUGAAGAGAGUGAAGCCUGUAGGCUCCUCCCCACUUUGCAGGAGGCUUUCUCAGAGGUUGAAGAGCUCGCAGAGGCAGGACCAGUGGCCCGUCAUGCCCUUUUGACAAAGGUUACUGAGGUGACGCUUCCUCUGCUGUGUAGUUAUGUCUCUCGCUGGGGGGAAGCUGAUAACCAAGCAUCCCAGGAGGGCCACUUUUCUUGUGUCACACCCCAGCAUGCUAAUGCCCUACUGGGUCACAUCCUCUCCAUCAUCCACGCCCAUCUGGGGACCGCAGACAGUGCUUGGAUGAAACGCCUCGCAGUAUUUGGCCAGCCUCUCAUCAGCAAGGCAGAGCCACACCUCCUGAAGAGCCACUUCCUGCCUUUGAUGGAAAAGUUGAGGAAGAGGGCAGAGUCAGUUCUCCUGGAGGAGGAGCAUUUGAAGACAGCGGGGCGUGGCGAUGUCUCAGAGCAGGAGUUAGACAUCCAGGAAAGGUUUACUGUGUUGGUCCAAGAUAUCUACUCGUUUUACCCUUUACUCAUUCCAUUUAUAGACCUUCACAGAAUGAGUUGGCUGAGAGAGGUGGAGGCAGAUGCUGAGAAGCUUUUCUCCCUCGUAGCUGAAGUCUUCAUUUUUUGGGCUAAAUCUCAUAAUUUCAAAUGGGAAGAACAGAACUUUGUUGUUCAAAAUGAAAUCAACAACAUGACAUUCCUGGUGAACAGCAGCAAAAGCAGGAUGUAUAAGGGAGGGGUGUGCAACCAGGAGAGGAGAAAGGUGAAGAGGAAGGGUGAUUGUUACUCCACACACACCUCUCUCAUUUUGGCAGCACCAAAAAAACUCCUCUCGGUUGCCAUGAAUGGAUGUUGCCAUGGCUAUCAGGGCCUGGUCACUCAUGCCAAAAGCCGUUUCUCUCAGAGGGACACAGAGGAUGAGGUCAGAGCGUACAUUCGCAGCAACCUUCCUGUGAAAAUUCUAUUUGAGCCUCCUCACCUGGCUUUUCUUUUUUCUUUUUGCCAGGAUCUGUGUGAAUACUCAAUAGAUCCCCUCAGUGUUGAGAGGAUCUUAAGCAUCGCUCGUGUUCUUUUCCAUCUGGAUCAGGUUAGACUGGGAAUGAAUUACUACAAUCAGGUGGAGCGCCCUCAGAAGACGAAGAGGGCAGUGUGGCAUAGGAUGUUGUCUAAGCAGAGGAAACGGGCUGUAGUUGCUUGUUUGAGAAUGGUUCCUUUGUACAAUCUCCCCAGGCACAGAGCGGUGAACCUUUUCCUGCAGGGUUAUGAGAGAGUCUGGCUGAAGGCAGAGCGUGACUCACCUGAGGACAGACUAAUUGAGGAUUUGGCUGUGAGUGGAGCGGAGCAGAGAAACAACAUCGAUCCACUCCGUCAGCUUAUCAAUCUCUUCAGUCAAAGUGCCUUGACUGAGAGGAGUAAGCUUGAGGAUGAUGACCAGUACAUGUGCUAUGCUGACAUCAUGGCCAAGAGUUGCCAAAGUGAGGAAGACCAGGAUGAAGAUGGCCUGAAGUCAUUUGAGGAAAAAGAGAUGGAAAAGCAGAGGCUGCUGUAUCAGCAGGGCCGACUUCAUGAACGCGGAGCUGCUGAGAUGGUCCUACAGAACCUCAGCGCCAGCACAGGUGAUAUGGGGCCUAUGGUAGCAGCCACAUUAAAGCUGGGCAUUGCAAUCCUGAAUGGAGGAAACACGUCUGUCCAGCAGAAAAUGCUGGAUUACCUGCGACAGAAGAGAGACGUGGGCUUCUUUCACAGUCUGGUCGGCUUAAUGCAGUCUUGCAGCGUGCUGGAUUUGAACGCAUUUGAGAGGCAGAUCAAAGCAGAGAGUUUAGGAGUGGGUGCUGAGGACAGUUCAGGCGACAGAGUAAUGGCAGAUGAACAGCUGACCUGUGAUCUUUUCCGAUUCCUCCAGCUUCUUUGUGAAGGCCAUAAUACUGACUUCCAGAACUACCUGCGGACUCAAACUGGAAACAACACAACGGUCAACAUCAUCAUCUCCACUGUGGACUAUCUGCUCAGGGUUCAGGAGUCCAUCAGUGAUUUCUACUGGUAUUAUUCAGGGAAGGAUGUGAUUGAUGAGCGUGGUCAGCACAACUUCUCCAAAGCCAUCAGCGUGGCCAAGCAGGUGUUCAACACACUCACUGAAUACAUUCAGGGUCCGUGUACAGGAAACCAGCAGAGUUUGGCCCACAGUCGUCUGUGGGACGCUGUAGUUGGCUUCCUCCAUGUGUUUGCCCAUAUGCAAAUGAAGCUUUCUCAGGAUUCUAGUCAAAUAGAGCUGCUGAAGGCUUUGAUGGACUUACAAAAAGACAUGGUGGUAAUGCUGCUUUCCAUGCUUGAAGGAAAUGUAGUGAAUGGGACCAUUGGGAAACAGAUGGUAGAUAUGCUAGUAGAAUCAUCCAGCAAUGUGGAGAUGAUCCUCAAGUUCUUUGAUAUGUUCCUCAAACUCAAAGACCUCACGUCGUCUGAAUCCUUUCGUGAAUACGACCCAGACGGCAGAGGGCUCAUUACCAAAAAGGACUUCCACCGAGCCAUGGAAGGUUUCAAGCACUACUCUCAAUCAGAGAUCCAGUUCCUGUUAUCCUGUGCAGAGACGGCGGAAAGCGAGCUUCUGGAUUACCCAGACUUUGUGACACGAUUUCAUGAACCGGCCAAAGAUAUUGGCUUUAAUGUGGCUGUUCUUCUGACCAAUCUGUCCGAACACAUGCCAAAUGAUGGCCGCUUGCAGAAUUUCCUAGAGCUGGCGGACAGCGUGCUUAAGUAUUUCCAUCCUCACCUGGGAAGGAUCGAAAUCCUGGGCAGCGGGAAACGGAUCGAAAGGGUCUACUUUGAGAUCAGCGAAUCCAGCCGGACACAGUGGGAGAAACCACAGGUGAAGGAGAGCAAACGGCAGUUCAUCUUUGAUGUUGUGAAUAAGGGCGGAGAGAAGGAAAAAAUGGAGCUAUUUGUCAACUUCUGUGAAGACACCAUCUUUGAAAUGCAGCUUGCGGCACAAAUAUCUGGUUCAGAGAGUGGAGAGGAACUGAAAGCAAAGGAUGACAAGGUGGAGAAGAAUGAAAACCUUGCUGAAGACAACAGGAUGACCAAAGACUUGAGAUGGUUUUCCAUAAGGAACAUCGGAAAACACUUAAAAGGGAUAACCAUGAGGAGUAUCAUCUCAGUGAUGUUCUCUUUCUUCCACAAUGCUCUGUUGUUUAUCACUCGUGCCUUUUUAGGUCUGGUUUGGUUCUUCCUUUAUCUGCUCUACCACAUCUUCUUGAGUGGAUGGAUUAUUGACAUGGCUAAAGAAAUGAAACUGGCUGACCUUUUAGGUGACCUUCGGGAUCCUACCAUGGUUGAGACCAUAGGGUUUGGAGAAGGGGUGGUUAGAGAGAAUAAUACGUGUGAUACACGUGCCUUUUCUUCUCGUGGUGAUCUUAGAGGGAUGAGUCUGGAUCUGUCUGCAGUGUCCAGGGACCCACAGCUUCUCACAGAUAUUUUCGGCUUGUGUUUGAAGAAGGAAGGAGAAAAGUACACACUGUCGAGCAGAGACCAACAUGGCAGUCUGGAUGGAUUUCUAAACACGUCCAAAUAUCAGGUGGACAUCUGUGAGGAGAAUUUUCAUGAGGCGCAAGAGGAGGAUUCAGAGACUAAGAAAGCUUUUGAUGAGGACAAACAUAAAGGGGAAAAGAAGCCUAAACGGAGACUUAGAAAGCUCAGCUCUUCAAAACCAGAUGAGACAGAGGUCCAGGAAUCAGCUGUUUGGAAAACGAUCUGCUCUCAUAGCACCAAACUGCUGAACUGUUUUGCAAGAAAUUUCUACAACAUUAGAUUGUUGGCUCUGUUCUUUACUUUUGCCAUCAAUUUUAUUCUUCUGUUCUACAAGGUGAGUAUUGAUUUCCCUGCUAAAACAUCAGAUUUAAUGUUGUUGGUUUCAUCAACCAUUGAUGAGGAUGAAGAUGUGGAGAUCGCUCUUCGUGACGACAGCACCAAGGAUUCACAGGAAGUUUAUUUUGAACUAGAAGAGAACAGUGGCUACAUGAAAAUGAUUCUUCACAGUCUGGCUGUCCUGCAUACACUCAUCUCACUCUGUUGUAUCAUCGGCUACUACUGUCUGAAGGUUCCUUUAGUCAUUUUUAAGCGAGAAAAGGAGCUGGCUCGUAAAUUGGAGUUCGACGGACUCUAUAUCACAGAGCAACCUUCUGAAGAUGACAUUAAAGGCCAGUGGGACAGAAUGGUCAUCAAUACACCAUCAUACCCAAGUAAUUAUUGGGAUAAAUUUGUGAAAAGGAAGGUGAUGGCGAAAUAUGGAGAGCUGUAUGGAUCGGCACGCAUCAGUGAGCUGCUGGGUUUGGAUAAAGCUGCUCUGGACUUCAGCUCAGAGGCUCAGGAGAGCAAGAGACCCGUGCAAAAGGUUGCCCUCUUCAGAUUAAACCCCAUUGAUGUGAAGCAUCAGAUAUGGAAGCUAGGAGUGGUUUUCACUGACAGUUCCUUCCUUUAUCUGGCCUGGUAUAUGGUUGUGUCAGUUCUGGGUCAUUAUAACAAUUUCUUCUUCGCUGCCCACCUGCUAGACAUCGCCAUGGGCUUCAAAACACUGCGCACCAUACUAUCAUCUGUUACACAUAAUGGCAAACAGCUGGUUUUGACAGUGGGACUGUUGGCUGUGGUUGUGUAUCUCUACACCGUUGUUGCCUUUAACUUCUUCCGCAAAUUUUACAACAAAAGCGAAGACGGUGAACCAGUGGAUAUGAAAUGUGAUGAUAUGCUCUCAUGUUACAUGUUUCACAUGUACGUUGGCGUGCGAGCCGGAGGAGGGAUUGGAGAUGAAAUCGAAGACCCGGCCGGUGACGAGUUUGAGUUCUACCGUAUCAUCUUCGACAUCACUUUCUUCUUCUUCGUCAUCGUCAUCCUCCUUGCCAUCAUUCAGGGUCUGAUCAUUGAUUCAUUUGGCGAGUUGAGAGACCAGCAGGAGCAGGUUAAAGAGGACAUGGAGACUAAGUGUUUUAUCUGUGGCAUUGGGAGCGAGUAUUUUGACACGGUGCCCCAUGGCUUCGAGUCGCACACGUUGCAAGAGCACAACCUGGCCAACUAUCUGUUCUUUCUGAUGUAUCUCAUCAAUAAGGAUGUCACAGAACAUACCGGACAGGAAUCAUACGUGUGGAAGAUGUUCCAGGAACGCUGCUGGGAGUUCUUUCCUGUUGGAGACUGUUUCCGGAAACAGUAUGAGGGUCAACUCAGCUGAAGAAUUCCAUGUCUGUAAUGUUUCCUCUGAUAAUUAGAAGCUGGUGUGUGACUCAGUACUGUUUUGAAUGCUUAUUUUUUCAACACCACAUAUUUAUUUUAGUAAUAUAUUGUAUUGUUGAAUUUAAGGAACCAAGUUGAG